AUGAGACCUACUCAGGCGCUUCAGGGCGGCGGUGCUCCCCAGCCCAAGAUCGGCCACUGGCUCGGCGACUGGGGCUCCUUUGGUGGUGCUAAGCAGAAGGGCGUCGUCACGUUUGGCAUCUCCGCCAACCGACAGAACCCCUUUGCCGGUGCCGCUCACGACGCCAUCUUCAACACCUUCCGCCGCACCAAGUCUCAGAUCUUCUACUGGCUCCCCCCUAUGCUGGCCGGCUACUACCUGCUGAGCUGGGCUACCGAGAGGAACCACUACCUCAACUCCAAGGCUGGCCGUGCUGAGUUUGCCGACGAGGAGGAGUAAAACGGUGCAUGGGGCUUGUUGGAAAAUGAACGUCCGGGGGACAGUGUACAUCAGCGUCUAGACUGGAGAAAAUAGAACGGUUGACUCCAU
Messenger RNA from Trichoderma citrinoviride, 408 nucleotides. Its product is annotated as UcrQ-domain-containing protein. NCBI's taxonomy places the organism in Eukaryota, Fungi, Ascomycota, Sordariomycetes, Hypocreales, Hypocreaceae. Bases 1 to 318 code for a protein of 105 amino acids. The record is from RefSeq and is a predicted model, not a curated record. The transcript is spliced from 4 exons. Gene Ontology annotation, biological process: mitochondrial electron transport, ubiquinol to cytochrome c.